Tachyglossus aculeatus (Australian echidna) is the source of this 2225-nucleotide messenger RNA. RefSeq names its product vomeronasal type-2 receptor 26-like. Gene Ontology annotation, cellular component: membrane. Gene Ontology annotation, biological process: G protein-coupled receptor signaling pathway. The record is from RefSeq and is a predicted model, not a curated record. Gene Ontology annotation, molecular function: G protein-coupled receptor activity. The transcript has 6 exons. Bases 1 to 1902 code for a protein of 633 amino acids. Lineage: Eukaryota; Metazoa; Chordata; Mammalia; Monotremata; Tachyglossidae.
AUGCUGUUCCUCCUGCUGCUGUGGAUUUGGCUCCUGACUCCUUCCGUCUCUGUAUCCGGGAGCCAAUGCUUCUUGCGCAGGGACUUUUCUCGGGGCUAUUACAAAGAUGGGGACUUGGUGAUUGGAGGGCUCUUCUCUUUGAAUGUAUUUUUAGGUUUUCCACCAAGCUUUUCCAGGUACCCUUCUUGGUUUAAUACAGAAUUUGUCCGCACUGCCAAACACUACCACCACGUCCUGGCCCUGGUGUUUGCCGUGGAGCAGAUCAACAAAGACCCCAGCCUCCUGCCCAACAUCUCCCUGGGAUUCCACAUCUCCGAUAAUUUAUUUCGGGAGAGGCUGGCCGUGGAGCAGUCUCUGAUCCUGCUCUCGGGCGCGGGCCGGACAGUUCCCAAUUACAACUGCGAGGGGCGAAGCAAGCUUGUGGCCGUCAUCGGCGGGGUCAAAUCCUCCUUGUCCAUUGCCGGUGCCAAUAUGCUCGGAUUCCACAAGAUCCCCCAGCUGUCAGGCGUGAGUUACACCGUAUACAGUGCUGUGAACGCAGUGGCCCGUGUACUCCACGAAAUGCUCUUAUUUAGAUCAGAAACGGAAAUGUCAGAGACAGGAGACACCAUGAGUCUUCCAUCAUGGCAGCUCCACUCCUUCCUGAAUCAGCACCGGUUCAACACCAGCACUGGGGACGAGCGACAUUUUGGUGGAAACACCCAGGCCGUCCCGAGCUUUGACAUUCUGAACUUUCGCAGAACUGGAUACUUUACCUGCAAGAGGAUGAAGGUGGGAGAAUUUAACACCCGGGCUCCUUUGGGGAGCGACUUCACCAUUAAUGAAAAGGCCAUCAGGUGGAACGACGAUUUCGAAGAGACCCCCCGAUCUGUGUGCAGCAAUAGCUGCCUCCCUGGAUACAGAAAAGCAGCUAGGGAGGACAAGGCGGUCUGCUGCUACGAUUGUGCCCCAUGCCCAGAGGGCGAGAUCUCCAACCAGACAGAUGCAGCAGAGUGUGUGAAGUGCCCUGAAGAUGAUUAUCCAAAUCCAAAGAAAGACCGCUGCCUUCCUAAAGUCAUCACUUUCCUCUCCUAUGACGAGCCUCUGGGCAUCGUGCUGGUUUGUUCGGCUCUUUCCUUCUCCCUGAUCACAGCCCUGACUUUGGGGAUUUUCAUCCGGCAACGAAACACGCCCAUCGUCAGAGCCAACAACCGCGGCCUCAGCUACAUCCUCCUCGUCUCCCUCGUGCUCUCCUUCCUCUGCUCCCUCAUCUUCAUCGGCCGCCCCAGUACAGCGUCCUGCGUCCUCCGACAAACUGCCUUCGGCAUCAUAUUCUCCGUGGCCGUGGCUUCGGUGCUGGCCAAAACCAUCACAGUGGUCCUGGCCUUCCGGGCCACCAAGCCGGGGAGCAGGUUCCGGGGAUGGAUGGGUCCCCGAAUAUCUAACUUUGUCGUCCUCGUCUGCUCCUUGAUCCAAGUGACCAUCUGCGGGGUCUGGUUGGGGACCUCUCCCCCUUUCCCUGACUCCAACACGCAGGCUGAGUUUGGCCACAUCGUUCUUGAGUGCAACGAGGGCUCCAUCACCGCCUUCUACUGCGUCCUGGGCUACAUGGGCUUCCUGGCCCUGGUGAGUUUCACGGUGGCCUUUCUGGCCCGGAAUCUGCCAGACACGUUCAACGAGGCCAAAUUCAUCACGUUCAGCAUGCUGGUGUUCUGCAGCGUCUGGAUCUCCUUCCUGCCCACCUACCUGAGCACCAAGGGCAAGGCCAUGGUGGCCGUGGAGAUCUUCUCCAUCUUGGCCUCCAGCGCUGGGCUCCUGGGCUGUAUCUUUGGGCCCAAGGUCUAUGUGAUCGUGCUGAGACCGGACAGGAACACCCGGGACCAGUUACUGAGGAAACGUAAUAUCGGCAUUCUAUCCCCUUGAUAUUUCUCCCACAUACUAGUGCAAAGUAAACUCAUGUUCCCCUCCGUCCCUUAUCACAAUUUAGGUUUUGGAAGGUCCCCAUUUUGUUCUAACUCUGAUGAGCCAUUGAGUCAUUUCCGAUUCAUAGCGACUCUAUGGAUAUAUUUUCCCCAGAACAUCAUAUCUACUGCCUUAAAUCGUAAUCUUGCUAACGGGUCUUUCGUUAUCAUUGUUGUGGUUUCUAUCCAUCUAGCUGCUGAUCAGCCUCUUCUACAUUUUCCUUGGACUUUUCCUAGCAUUAAUGUCUUCUUUAGAGAAAAAAUGUCCUCCUGAUGAUGUGUCCG